UUUGCACCUGAAGAACAAAAACAGUUAUCAGAGACCACCUUCUUCCAGUGGAGUCACUUCAUACAUCAAAAAUCGACGCCCACCUCCAUUGAUACCAAGACAGCUACCAAGACCUAAACUAGUCAAUCAAAAGCCACAACUACCUCCUAGACAAACAAAUACACAGAAAGAAUGUCCAACACAGUCAGUACAUAGAAACUCAUCCCCUGUAACAUUUAGACUUUACAGUAUACCAGAGAAAGAAGAAGAUAUUCAUGGGGAGUCGUCGUUAAAAAGAAGAACAAUGAGUGAACAGAAGCCAAAAUAUUCUACUACAGAACCUGAUAUUUCUAAAACAAAUUCAUCAGGAAUACAAAAGAGUGACCAUUAUGGUUCCAUGCCUGAUAUGUCAGCAUCUGGUGGGUUAAAGGUUCGAUACAGUACUGAUACACAGAAAAAGAGAGCAUUGCCACAGAGUCCUACCAGUAGUGCUCCUGAUUCUAGGAGUUUCUUUAUGGAAAAAGAACUUAUGGAAAGCCAGAACAGAAAGUUACAAUUGGAAAUAUCUACACUGACAACGGAAAAUAAACUGUUCAAAGAUAAAUACAACCGAUCUGCAGCAAAGAUAAGUGAUUUAGAGGAGGAGCUUACUGAAACGAAAUCUGAUUAUGAAUCACUACAGCAGUCUGUUAAUGAGGAAGUCUCAGAAGUACAAAGGAAAAGUAAAUCACAAAUGGCACAAGACAUGGACUAUUUACAAUCAAAAGUUACCUCCCUUGUUCAGGAAAAUGAACAUUUGAAGUCUGAGGUGAUGUAUUUAGAGACACAACUACAAACGGCUAAUGGUGUGGUAGAAAUGGCCAGACAGAACAAUGAAAAGAAUAAAACAUUAGAAGCUUAUAAGAUGGAGGUUGCUUCUUUGAAGGAUGAGGUGUCUAAAGUGAAGUUACUACUAGAACAGAGUGAGCGCCAUCUACAUGAAGAAGAGACUAGAUCAAGGGAGACAAGCCAACAGGUGAUCAAAUUAACAGAGAUGAAGAAUCUACUGCAGCAUCAGGUUGAUAUGAGUGGUGGAGGAAAUACUGUUGUAGAUAAGCAGAUAAAAUCCUUAGAAAAGAGACUAAGAGUUACAGAAGAGAGACUUCACCAAGAGAGAUCAGAUAGAGCUAAUAACCUCUCAGCAGUGGAAGAUAAACUGUUGACAGAAAAUGCUAGACUACAGGCAACAGAAAAAGAAUUAAGCAGACAGUUACAGAGAGAAAAGGAUAAGAACUGUAAUCUUGAACAGAAAACCAAAGAUGUGAAGAAUGAAAAUGAGAAGUUGAGGUUGCAAGUACCAUUUGAUGAAACUUCAUUGACCUCACUGAAAUAUGAUAUACCAUACAGUACUCAUUCUAGUCAAAGACAUGAAUCUGUCAAGAAUCAUGAUUUUAAACACAUAGCCUCACAACUGGAACAACAAGCUGGGGUAAAAUCAGAAUUAGACAUGAUUUGCCAUUUAUGGAUAACUCGAGAGCAAGCAUACAGUCAAUUACGUCACUUAGAGAUAAUGCUUCAGGACUUAAACCUGAGAGACAAUGACGUAACAGAAGGAUUGAAGAAUUUGAGAGACUUGAAACAUCAGUAUGAACUAAAGCUGAAACAGGCAGAAGAAAAAGCUGAAGAUUCAAAGUCAGAAAAAUUUACAUUUGAAGCAACAUACAAAGAACAACUGACCAGUUUAGUAAAGGAGAGGCAUGAGGCCUUUGCCAAAUUGAAAACAGCAGAAGAUUUGUUAGAGGCAACAAGAAGUGAAAAUGAAAUUUUGCGCAAUAAUUUACCAGCUCUUUCUGCUGGUUCUAUGCAGUCUCUUCAUGGAAAAGACAGUGAAAAACAAAUUCAGCUAGUUCAGAUCCAGGAAUUAGAAGGUAAAGUCCAAUCAUUAACUAGGUCCAAUCAAAUGUCAGAAGGGGAGAUAACUACAUUAAAAGUUCAGAUGGAGGCUAGAGAAAAAACACUGAGAGAUGUGGAGAGUGAACUGGAACUAGCUAACAGUAAAAUGGACCUUGGUAAUGGAGAUGAAAGAAAACAACAGAAAAUUGAUAAACUUACUGCACAGGUGAACAGUAAACAGGCGGAGCUUGGACUAAUGAAUGACAAAUACAAUAGAUUGUUAGCUGAAAACAGGUCAUUAGAGAUGGAUUUAGAUAUUACAAAGUUAGAUCUCACUUCCGUCAAAACUAAACAAAGACAAAUUACAGGAAUUGCCGACACUAAGAUGUCAUUCUCCGUGAAAGAAGAACUGGAGGAUAAGAGCAGACAGAUUGAGAAGAUGACAGAAGAAAUAGAGAAACUAGACAGUGCAUUACAACAAACAAGACAAGAUCUUUACCAGGAACAACUACAGUGUAAUGAUUUUGAGGGACAGGUUGAAGGUAUGCAGCAGGAAUUUGAGGAGAGAGGUAGAAUUAUUGAUGCGAUCUCUGAAACAGAAAAGGAACAGUUGUCUCAAUACAAAAUCUUAAAGAGCACUCUGGACUCUGUACAUGCAGAUCUCAAGAAAAAGGAAGGACAGAUUAAGAUUCAAGAAGUUCAACUUAGUCAACAAACUGAUAAAAUACACCAGUUAGAGAGGAAUUCACAUAAUGAAACUCCAGGAGGAGUUAUGGUACCUGAAACUUUAGUAACAGAACUGGAGAGAGAUAAGAUCAAAUCAGAGCUGCUGGAGGCAUAUUCUAAAUUAAAAACAACUGAAGAAGAAAUGCAGGAAAUGGCCUCAGAACUACAAAAACUACAGGAAGAAGUAACCAAUCAGAAGGCAGAUCUCUUACAGCUUUCUUCAGAGAAAGGAGAAUUAGAACAACAUCUCGAGGAGAUAGCAGAAGAACAUGAUGCCUUGAUACAAGAGAAAGCUCAGUCUGAAGAAGACAUUGUAAAACUAGAAAACAAACUACAAGAGCUGGUUGAAACCUUGGAGAAUGAGGCCAGAAAACAGCUUGGUAAUUUUGGAAACCAGUAUGAUGAUGUACCAGCAGAGUUUAGCCAGAUGGCUGAAGAACUGGGAACUCUCAGGUCAUUACUGGAAUCUAAGGAUAAAGAGUUAGAAAUGUUCCAAACCAAGGCAAGUCGUCAACAAAUGGAUCUGGAGUUUUUACAGAGAAGAAUAGAACUACUGCACAGUGAUAAUCAAAGUAAUAGAGAAGACAUCGCUCGUAUGACUAAUCAACUCAUUCUUAAGAUGAAAGAAGGAGUUGAAUCAAGGCAGUUGAAUGAGUUUCUGUCAGGUGAAAGAGUUCAGCAACAGAAAGAGUUGACACAAUUGGAACAGAAUUUAGAAAGAACAGCACAGUUACAAGUAGUCAAGCAAACAGAGAUUGAAAAAUCUGAGUUUAGUAAAAAAGAUGCCACGAUUUCUCUGCUGGAGAAGAGUUUAGAGCAGGUGAGAAAGUCUUUACAGGAAAAUGAGUAUGAGAAUGUACAGCUACGAUACCAAGUAGAGACUCUGACUAACGACCAGAGGAAAUUGUCAACUAUCAACUCAUCCCUGGAAACUAAACUAGAAAUGGAGAAGAAAAUGUAUGAGGAGAGACACCAGGAAGUGACAUCAUCGAACCACAAAUUAGAUCUGCUCCAGCGGGAGCAUGACCAUGUGUUAAAUAAUCUCAAUACAGAGAAACAGCUGAAGGAAAAGUUAAACAAUGACAGUCAGAUCUACUCAUCAGAGAACAAGAAUUUAAGACAGGAAUUACGAGAUAUACAGUCAGAAUUAGAUGACUGUCAGAAACAACUGAAUUCCAGUCAAGAUGCACUGAAGGAUGCCAAACAAGACAAAGGAGUCAUGUAUCAUGAAUAUGAGAACAUGAUAAAAAGAAUGAGCGAAAAAGAUCAGAAGAUUAUAGAACUACAGACAAAGUUAGAUAUUACAGUGGCUGACAUGGAGAAAGAGCUUCAUCUACAGAAACAUACACAUGAGUUAGAGAAAACAUCAACAGAGAGGGAAUUAGAUAUCACUAAAGAACAAGUUACAACUUUGAGUUCUGAAAUGAAGAACAAAGAUUCAGAGUUAUCUACCUUUGGAAGAUCUCUGCAAGAAUUAGAAGAAGCCACCAGAAAAAAGAAAGAGGUUGAAAUUGAACAUGAGAAAUCACAAAUGGCAGUUCAUGAUAUGAAGAUAUUACUGGACAGUCAUAAAAAGGAGAUACAACAACUACAGGAAUCAUUAUCUAGACAUCAGGAAAAUGUGUCCAGAACACAACUAGAGAAGGCUGGUGUAGAAGAUAAGCUAUACAGACUGGAGGAAUCAUCUACUGUACAGAUACAGGAACUCAAGAAAACUAUUGCUGACAUGAAAAGUGCUAAUGAGGGGGAAAAAUUCUACCUGAAAGAUAAUCUCUCACAGACUCAGUCACAGAUCCAGUCUUUACAAUCAAGUCUUUCCUCAGCUGUCACCUCCAGGGAUAAACUUCAGAUAGAAUGCAGACUUCUUCAGAGGACGGUGGAGGAAACAAGAGAGCAACUUCAUGAUACGUCUACUUCACGGAAAGUGGCUGAACAGAGAGCUGAUACCCUCGAAGGUCAACUACAUGACAGCAGAAAAGACAGGUUCCUCACAGAAGAAAAACUAAAUCAGUCACUGUCAACAAUCAGUAAACUUGAGAGGGAACAAAAGUCAGAUAGAGAAAAGUUAAAGGCUGCCAUAGAAGCUAGUCAGGAAUAUGAAGCAACAGCCUAUGGUCAGCAAUCUAAUGCCAGAGCUAAGCAAGAAAAGGUGGAUGUACUACAGAAUGAGGUUGGAAAGUUAAAACAGAUACUUGAAAGUCAGAAGGUUCAGAUGAAUUCUAAACUUAAAAAAUCUGCCAAAGAUUUGUCACAACAAAUGGAGCUGAUAGAAUCAGACAGGAACAAGCUGUCACAACAGAAUACACAACUUUUUAAUGACUUGGAGAAAUCUCGUGAGACAGUUCAAAUCAAGAACAAGGAAAAUCUUAAGUUACAAGAAGAUAUGUUACAGCUACAAGAACAAGUCAAGGAAUUAUCAUUUAAAUUAAAACAUUCAGACGAAGCAAGGAAAACGGAAGAAGAACUCCAGGUGAAAUUACAGAAGAAAUUAGACGAGCAGGAAGAUGAACUAAAACGAGUGAGGAACUUCCUGACUAAGAAAGCAGAGGAGUCCGGAGAGGCAGAGAAGUCUGCAUGGCAUGAUAUGAACAAGAUGAUACAUGAGAUGAGUCAACAGAUGUCAAUGCAUUUAGAGUCACAAAAGACCAGUGAUGGUAAAGAUCAGGAUGCAAAAGUCGCUCAGCGGUACAAGAAACAUAUCCAUGACCUUAACACUGAGCUACAGACAGAGAGGGCUUUACACAAGAUCACAGCCUCCUCAUUACAGAGUUUAGAGGAGGACUGUGUCAGGCUCAGACAGCAAUGCCAGGCAAUGAGGAAACGCAAUAAUUCAGCUUCAGACAAACGAUACAAAUCCAGAAUGGAAGCCAUCAAUGAAAUCAUUGCCCGAUCACAGACACAAGCUCAGGCCAUGUUGUCUUCAGGGAAUUACCUAGACGAGUCGUUAAAGAGUCUAGCUAGCCCCCGAGCUACCUUUGAGGCUUCACCAGACAACUCUGUAUGUAGUGACAUGUCUUUCAACAGCACCAUUGCAAUAAACAGUGAAUCAUCCCCACCGAAUCCUACUAUGAAAUCAACACCCAUGAAAUCUUAAAUGUGAUCACUAAGAAUAUCAUACAAAAAUUUCAGCAUUAUAAAUAGUAGUUUUUUCAGUGAAGAUCAGGUUUUUCAUUUACAUUAUUUCCAAGAAUAACUUUACAUAUUGUUUUAAUACAUACUGGAAGGUUUAUAUAAGAAGGAAGAGCAAUUGGAAAAAUUAAACCACCCUUUAUGUUGUUGUUCAUUUCACUGAUUACUUUAGAAAAGUAUGCAUUUAAAGAGAACAUGUUUCAUUAAGAUUAUCAAUCAUUUUAAUACAGUACUUAUUGGUGCAGAUCUGUUUUAGUAUGGUACUUUUCAAUGUUUUUCAUAUUUCAGUAAUCAUGUUGUCUGUAAGUUUAGAAGAUAUAUAUUCAUCCUACCGUCACAAGGAAUCGUGUCUGUUAAAUUUGUUUACACAAUAGAUAUUGUCUGUGAUCAGUUUAUAAUUACAUGACAUUGGUGGUCCAUGUCAAAAACAGGAAGCAUUUCACCCUAAGUCAAAUAGUGUACAAUUAAAUUUUUGUUCUCUCUCAUCUCAUGUUAACUAGACAGGUUGAGAGUUACCCACAUUUACUUUGUGUGCUAACUUAUAACUUCAGACUGUAUUUCUUAAUAAUAAUGAUUUUUGUGUGUAGCAGAGUGGUAACAUAGGGAUCAUUAUUUGUCUUCUGUUGUCUGUUGUCGUCUGUUUUAUUAUUACAUUGUAUUCCUACUCUGACUAUUGAACAGAAAUGAACCAAAGUUGCAAUAAUCCUCUACAAUAUAAAGUGAAGUUGUACAACAUUUGUGUGAUUUUUUCACCGGGUUGAAUUGAUGGGUUUCUGAACCAAGGUUUUCAAAAUGUUUAAUUGUUGUACAAACAGAUGAAUAGCUAUCCAAAAGGCUUAUUCCACUUAAAUAUAUCAGUUUUUCCAAAUCAUGAAUUGUCCUAUAACUUGGGGUGAAGUGCUUCAUUUUUUACACUGUGAUUUUACAAAGAAUGUGAUAUGAUUUAUUUAUUCACUAUUUUUUUUCUAUUUUUAUCUGCAUAUUUAUUAUUUAUUUAGCUGUUUAAGCAUUUACUCAUACUUUUUGUCUUUUCUUUUACUCAUUGUUUUAGAUAUAUAUACAUAUACGCACAUGCAAAUUAUUCUCCAUUGAGAAAAAGGAAAGGAUGAUCGAGUGUAAUAAAUUUUAUAUUUACAUCUGACAAUGCUUCUACCAAAAGUUUAAACACAACACUUUAAGUUGAAUAUAGAUGGUCCUGACAAUACAAUCAGGAAUUACCAGAAAUAGAGUUUAUUUAUCUGUGAUAGGGAAAUAAAAUCAAUUGUUCUAGUUUGAAAAUUUUCUACUUGUUUCAUUGUUGAAAUCAUUCCUUGUGUAUCCAGAAAUUAAUUAAUGAAGUCUACUUACAAAUGAGUGGUAUAACUUGUAAUCAGUAGAAUAGGUGCCAUAUAUUUAUUUGACAAUCUAUGUACCCUAAUCAAAAUAUAACCCCCGAUAAUAAUAUAUGUAUAUCAGUAUUUAUCGUAAUCCAAUACCUCAGUAAUAAUAGACAAAUUAGUAAAUGAGCCGAGCCACAUAAAAAUCAGAAUUAUGCACAGAUACAGUUAACAUUGUGAAUUGAUAAUACUUUCCUGCAGAAAAAUUGUAGUUGGAAUAAAUCUUUGGCAAAAGGAAUUUUAAACACUUACAAUCCCUAUUCAAAAUAUAUAUAUACUGAGUAAAAAAUUUUAGCUGCAUUUUUUUUCAUUUUUUGUAUUUCAAACAUAAAACCUACUUUUAAACAUAACAAUUACUCAAUAUUGUAAUAAAAUAAAUAAACUACAAGAUGCAUUUUUACUAAAAUAAUUUUUAAACAUUUGUUUAAAAUGUAUUCUUGCAAUUUUUUUUAAAAUUCAAUAUAAACUUUUUUUAUUCAGUAUAUAUUCAUAACUUUUAUGUGGUGAAUCUAAGUACAUGAAUUACUGCAAGAUAUUAUUAUAAUUGUGGUAUGAUUCAAUGCAAUGUGAUACAGAUCUUCUUAAUGUUUGAUUGAUACUGAGAUUUACUUUAACAUGCAGAAUGUUCCUCAUGAUAAUGGAGUCGGGUUAAUUUUUAUACAACAUAAUAACUGACAUUUUACAUAAUAAGGAUUUCUAUGUGGUGGAGCUCAGGUAUAAAAGGGUAUGAUAUAUGCAUGUAGGUAGGGUAGACAGAAAUCGUAAUGCAUAGCUAGUUAUUUGGAUGGAAAACACAUGUUUAUUUUUUAAAAAGUUUCUUAAGAUACUGCACAAUGCAAUGCUAGAUAUUGUUUUAGGCAAAAAAUGAAAUUUUAAUCUAAAUUUUGACAAAACAGUAUUGUUUGGCUGGUUUUCACAACCAAAAAUCUGCAUACUAAUUUUUUUGUUGCUGGAAAUAUUUUUUUUGUAUUGAAUGUCUGUCUUUUACAAUAAAUGUAACUGAUAGUAGUGUGAAAUAAGUCUGAAUCACCAAGAAUAAUCUCAAUAAAAAGUAGCUGUUUUUUCUGCACUACACACAAAUCUGUUGUACUUUUCUCCUUCAUUCUCUACCAUAAUGCAAAAUGUAUUGCUAGCGCUUUAUAUUUUAGAGAAGAAACCCACAAAAACAAAUUGCUUUGUAUCUUGCCAUUUUCUUAAGCCUGUCUCAUAAAAUUGUAGAAACAUAUUGAAUCUUAUGGUCAUUUGUAAUAUGUCAUUAGGAACUUUCAUUUACAUCCACAAAAGGCAUUAUCACAUCAUAGCUAGAUUGAAAAAAUAUGAUGUUUUGCUUUAAAUUAUAUUAUUCAGUGCAUUUUUUUAUUGGUUUCCUAAAUUUGACUCGAGCUGCAAUAGUAAAAAUGACGAUGUGUUCAUAUUUUUUUACAGGUCCUUUUUUAAUAUGUAUUAUUUUGAAUCAGUAAAAAUAGCCAAAUGUUACAAUAGACUAUUUAAUAAUUUAACUUAUUACAAGUGGUCAAUUUUGUAUUCAUUGUAAUAGAAGAUAGUGAAUUAAAAAGUGAAAUAAAAAUGACAUUGUUGAUACAACUUGAUACAGGUAAUUUUACUAUGCAUUUAACCAUCAACUUAAUACUUGAACAGUUAUUUCUUAUUUAAAAGUUAUCACUUUUCUAUGUAGCUUCUUUUGUAUUCAAAACAGAAGUGGCCACAUGCAAGAAAAAAUGACAGCACAUGUUUAUUUUGUUCUACUUAAAACUAUUUCCAAUCACAAAAACUGUAUUCUUGUUUUCAUACUUUUCAUAAACGCAAUAUUAUUUCAUAGAUUCUACCUUUGUUGUGAAGAAAAUAAAACAAAAACUAAACAGAAAUCUUUACAAAAAGGUGUUCAGAAAACUACUGUUCAAAGUGAUUUUUUUUCUGUCCAUACUCAUUUCAAGUAUAUGAUUGUUCAUUUUGAGAUAUUCAUUUAAAUCAGUCCGAAUGAAUAUAUAUUGUAUAACAAACUUGAAGUUUUUGAAAUUUUAUAUAAAAUAUUAAGAUUUCUCUUAAUUUUAAGUGUGCAAUUUGUAAUAAUUUAAAAAGAAAAGAGGUAAAAGAUUUUUGAUAAAGAGUUAACAUAUUCUUUAAAAUUUUUGUCGUGAUUUUUUUUAUUAGAUUCUGUUUCGAAUUCCUUACAUGUUAUUUUCAAUCAGGUUAACCAUAACCUGAACAGUUUUAUAAAUAAAGUGAGCUAAAACUGGAUAGAUAAAUAGUCAUUUUUACCUUAUUCGUUAGAUUUUGAUGCAUGUUUGGCCAUAGAGAUCCAUGGGAAAAGGUUUGCCUAGAUUUUUCAAUAGAUUUACGAUAGUUCUAAUCAAUUCAAGAUAUAAUGGGCUAUGAUUUAUAUAUUUCUAUGCAAAAUACUGUGUCAACAUUUUCUGUUGAUGUACUUUAGCGUAACUUUUCCUUGUUGUCAUUUUAGUCUUCUACAUGCUACACUAGGCAUAACCUUUAUAAGAUGAUGGGUGAUAAUACUGAUAUUAUUCAUACAAUACACAUAACCACUUUAUCAUUAGCUUUCCUGGAAAAAAAGAGAAUAUGCAACAGAAAUAAGAAUCAAACAAUGGUCUUCCGUAUAUACAUCUCACAUGCCAAAAGUACUUUUUAUUGUAAAGAGUAAUCUAUUAGUUAUUUUAAUGUCAUACAGGGAGUAUGUUGUGUGUUUACUAAAGUUAGAAUAUGCACAAGGAGGAGACAUAUUAAGACUAUUUUACAAUUAGAGGUAAAAAAUAAAUCAGUAUCACUGUACAACUAUAGAGAAAAAUAUGUUUUUAUACAGUGAACAUAUUUUUAUACCUAAUUUAGCAAAAGUUAUAAAUAAAAAUGGAUGUUUCUGUCGUUCAGUUUUUUUUCACAGUUCAUAAUCCUAUACUCUUAUCAAAUUUUAAUUUUGGAACAGUUUCAUAAUUUUCUUAUAAAGAAUUCAAGUUGUAAUACAUGUAGUCAAUAAUAUAUUGUUAAUGCAGUGAUGAAAUAUGCAAGUUGUUACAGUUUUACACUGUAAUGUCUUGUUUGUGAUUUUAAAUUGUUAAACCACAAAAUAAAACAAAAGGUUCUGUUGCUUUUUUGUCUAGAAAUUUGAGUGUCAAAAUUUAAAAUUUAUCUGAUUUAUUUUCAAAACUUUCUGCAACUUAAUGAUUUUCUAAAAUUUGUAUUUUUCUGCAAUAAUUGUUUUUCUUCUGUUUCAUAUUUGUACUUCAUUCAAUUGAUUAUUUUGCACAUUUUCCUUUAUUUUGACUUUAAGUCAGAUUCAGUUUCUACCUAGUCAUCAUAAACAAACCUGGUAUAGGUAGUCAUCAUUUGCAAAACUGAUAAUCUUCAAUUAUUGUAUUGAAAGUUAUCUCCCUUACUCUGCAUUGACUGAAGUGUAUUAUUUCAAUGCAAGACAUAAUUUGAUUUCAGAUGUUAAAUUGAAUCUUUGGCCCAAAAUAUAUAUGAAACUACAUAUUAAAUUGGUAUUAUGUCUCCAACUUUUUAUAUCUAAAAGUUUAAUAAUUAUAAAAAGGUAUUCCACAAAUCCAGAGCAGUUGAAAUAAUUAUUUUGACAAUUGUUUAGACUAUAUUUAUGGUCUUUAUAGAGGUAUCCGUCCAUAGUUUAUGUUAUCACUCAUUAAAUAUAUUUACACUACUUAUGUUAAUUAUGAUAUUUUUAAUAAAGUAUUAACAAUGAAAUAGUAA
Messenger RNA from Mytilus californianus (California mussel), 10796 nucleotides. RefSeq names its product putative leucine-rich repeat-containing protein DDB_G0290503. Lineage: Eukaryota; Metazoa; Mollusca; Bivalvia; Mytilida; Mytilidae. The record is from RefSeq and is a predicted model, not a curated record. The coding region runs from base 284 to 5671 and encodes 1795 amino acids. The transcript has 38 exons.